Messenger RNA from Acanthosepion pharaonis, 2424 nucleotides. NCBI's taxonomy places the organism in Eukaryota, Metazoa, Mollusca, Cephalopoda, Sepiida, Sepiidae. The record is from the annotation of a GenBank genome assembly.
AUGAAUUCUUUAUUUCUUUUCAUCAUGACUUCUUAUUUUUCUGUGAAUUUGUUUCUUUCUUCCCGUUUUUCUUAUUUUUCUGGGAAUUUCUUUCUUACUUCACGUCUUAUUUUUCUGGGAAUUUCUUUCUUACUUCACGGCUUUCUUACUUUUCUGAGAAUUUCUUUCUUUCUUCACGCCUUUCUUAUUUUUCUGCGAAUUUCUUUCUUAAUUCCAAAUUUAUUUCUUUCUUCGCGUUUUUCUUAUUUUUCUGGGAAUUUCUUUCUUCACGUCUUUCUUAUUUUUCUACGAAUUUCUUUCUUAAUUCCAGUCUUUCUUAUUUUUUGGGGAAUUUCUUUCUUACUUCACGGCUUUUUUUUUUCCGGGAAUUUCUUUCUUUCUUCACGUUUUUUUUAUUUUUCUGGGAAUUUCUUUCUUUCUUCACGUUUUUUUUUAUUUUUCCGGGAAUUUCUUUCUUUCUUCACGUUUUUUUUUUAUUUUUCUGGGAAUUUCAUUCUUUUUUCCCGUCUUUCUUAUUUUUCUGGGAAUUUCUUUCUUACUUCCCGUCUUUCUUAUUUUUCUGGGAAUUUCUUUCUUUCUUCCCGUCUUUCUUAUUUUUCUGGGAAUUUUUUCUUUCUUCCGUCUUUCUUAUUUUUCUGCGAAUUUCUUUCUUUCUUCCGUCUUUCUUAUUUUUCUGGGAAUUUCUUUCUUUCUUCCCGUCUUUCUUAUUUUUCUGCGAAUUUCUUUCUUUCUUCCCGUCUUUCUUAUUUUUCUGCGAAUUUCUUUCUUUCUUCCCGUCUUUCUUAUUUUUCUGGGAAUUUCUUUCUUUCUUCCCGUCUUUCUUAUUUUUCUGGGAAUUUCUUUCUUUCUUCCCGUCUUUCUUAUUUUUAUGGGAAUUUCUUACUUCACGUCUUUCUUAUUUUUAUGGGAAUUUCUUUCUUACUUCACGGCUUUCUUAUUUUUAUGGGAAUUUCUUUCUUUCCUGAAUUUUUAUACUCAAUUAAUGUCUUUGUUUUUUCUUCUUCCUUUCUUUUCGUCUAUUUUUACAUUCAUUUCUUCAUCUGCACAGUCGUCUAUCGUUCUAAAUUUGAUAUUUCUUUACUUAUUUUGUUUCUUAUUCGUUUUUUUUUGUUUUUAUCAGAUUGUUCCUUUCUUCUUUCUUUCUUUCAUUCUUUACUUUUUUCUUUUUUUUCUUUAAUUUUUUCUUCAAGUUUUUUUUCCUUCGAUCUUCAUUUAUUUGUUUUCUUUUCAGAGAUUUCAUUUUUUCGUUCUUACCUGGUAUUUUGUUUUCUUUCUUUCUUUUCAUCUACUUUUUCGUAUGGAUUCACCGUACACAUUUAUAAAGCUUUUUCGUAUGGAUUCACCGUACACAUUUAUAAAGCUUUUUCGUAUGGAUUCACCGUACACAUUUAUAAAGCUUUCUCGUCUGAAUUCAUCGUACACAUUUAUAAAGCUUUCUCGUCUGGAUUCACCGUACACAUUUAUAAAGCUUUCUCGUCUGAAUUCACCGUACACAUUUAUAAAGCUUUCUCGUCUGGAUUCACCGUACACAUUUAUAAAGCUUUCUCGUCUGAAUUCACCGUACACAUUUAUAAAGCUUUCUCGUCUGAAUUCACCGUACACAUUUAUAAAGCUUUCUCGUCUGGAUUCACCGUUUAUAAAGCUUUCUCGUCUGAAUUCACCGUACACAUUUAUAAAGCUUUCUCGUAUGAAUUCACCGUACACAUUUAUAAAGCUUUCUCGUCUGGAUUCACCGUACACAUUUAUAAAGCUUUCUCGUCUGAAUUCACCGUACACAUUUAUAAAGCUUUCUCGUCUGAAUUCACCGUUUACACUGGAUUCACCGUACACAUUUAUAAAGCUUUCUCGUCUGAAUUCACCCCUCGUCUGACACCGUACACAUUUAUAAAGCUUUCUCGUCUGAAUUCACCGUACACAUUUAUAAAGCUUUCUCGUCUGAAUUCACCGUACACAUUUAUAAAGCUUUCUCGUCUGGAUUCACCGUACACAUUUAUAAAGCUUUCUCGUCUGGAUUCACCGUACACAUUUAUAAAGCUUUCUCGUCUGUUCACCGUGGAUAAAGCUUUCUCGUCUGAAUUCACCGUACACAUUUAUAAAGCUUUCUCGUCUGAAUUCACCGUACACAUUUAUAAAGCUUUCUCGUCUGGAUUCACCGUACACAUUUAUAAAGCUUUCUCGUCUGAAUUCACCGUACACAUUUAUAAAGCUUUCUCGUCUGAAUUCACCGUACACAUUUAUAAAGCUUUCUCGUCUGGAUUCACCGUACACAUUUAUAAAGCUUUCUCGUCUGAAUUCACCGUAUUUAUAAAGCUUUCUCGUCUGAAUUCACACAUUUAUAAAGCUUUCUCGUCUGGAUUCACCGUACACAUUUAUAAAGCUUUCUUGUCUGAAUUCACCGUACACAUUUAUAAAGCUUUCGUCUGA